AUGCCUUCUAAGGCCACCAUUUAUGUGACUCUACAGCUUGACGCGUUGCAAUACCCUUCGGGAGAUCGCGGGGCUACGGGCGUAGUCCACCAACCCCCACGCGGAGUUCACAUCCGUCCUGGCGCCAACUACAACCAAGAAACAGAGGACAAGGUUACCGCUGCCAGGGAGAUCGAUUUCCUGCGCAAAUCUGUCGAGCAGCUCACCGAGUCUAACAAGAGACUCGUUAAAACCAACAGCAAGCUGGUUGAUAUCAUCAACGAGCUCCUCCUCAACAAGAAGCUUGCCGAUGCCAAGAACACGGGUUCUGUUGUGAGCGAAGAUGAGCCGCCUCGGGGUAGUCUCCAAGGGUCCGUACUGACGGACGUAAGCCCCAAUGGUAAAGUCGAGGCUCGAGUUCAAGAACUUCUCACAUUCUGGCCCGACGGCUCUAGCCACGAACGCAACCUGGGGUGGUCGCUCCGUUGGAGCUUCAUCAUAUAA
Penicillium alfredii is the source of this 483-nucleotide messenger RNA. RefSeq lists its product as uncharacterized. The record is from RefSeq and is a predicted model, not a curated record. The coding region runs from base 1 to 483 and encodes 160 amino acids. The transcript has 3 exons. Lineage: Eukaryota; Fungi; Ascomycota; Eurotiomycetes; Eurotiales; Aspergillaceae.